AUGCAGCGGUCUCCCCAGCUCGCGCUGCUGGAGCUGGAGGUGCUGGAGCUGGAGGCACUGGAGCUGGAGGCGCUGGAGCUGGAGGUAUUGGCACUGGAGGUGCUGGAGCUGGAGGUCCUGACGCUGGGGGCUCUGGAGCUGGAGGCACUGGAGCUGGAGGCAUUGACGCUGGAGCUAUUGGAGCUGGAGGUGCUGGCGCUGGAGACGCUGGAGCUGGAGGCCCUGUGCAGCAGCGUGAGCCCCUCUCACCACAGCAGCUGCGCGAGUGGCUUGCCCGGCGCACCCGCCUUCAAAGUCGCGCAGGAGCUGGAGGCACUGGAGCUGGAGGUGCUGGAGCUGGAGGCACUGGAGCUGGAGGCGCUGGAGCUGGAGGUGCUGGAGCUGGAGGUCCUGGCGCUGGAGGCGCUGGAGCUAGAGGCACUGGAGCUGGAGGUGCUGGAGCUGGAGGCACUGGAGCUGGAGGCGCUGGAGCUGGAGGUCCUCACGUUGGAGGUGCCGGAGCUGGAGGCACUGGAGCUGGAGGCACUGGCGCUGGAGCUAUUGGAGCUGGAGGUGCUUGCGCUGGAGGCGCUGGAGCUGGAGGUUCUGUGCAGCAGCGACAGUUUUUCUUGCCGCCGCCGCAGCUGUCCGAGCUUCCGCCUGAAUCGGUGCUCCGUCAGGUUCUUAGUUGUCCUUCGUCCACUGCCCUUCACCCGGACUCGCCGCUGCCUGCCCCGUCCCGUUACACUGAGCAGCCGGUCUCCCUUACAGAGCGUCGUAAGUUUGUGUCCCGUCCUGCCUCCCCUGUGCGCCGUGCUCGUCGUGUCCCGCGUCCGCGUCCUCCUCCUGUGCCAGGUAUUGACACUAUGGCACUUCGUUCUUCCUCUGUUCCACUGCGCAUCCCUCUGCCGGUCUCCUCCUGCGCCCUCUCUUCCUGACGUUCCGGACCCUAAGUCUGACCGUGUUCGUGCUGCCAGCCCUACUGUCACCCGUCUCCUGGCUACUGUUGUCACUGACCCGUCGUUUGAGUCUACUGCUGCGUCUGCCUUAGUUGCUGAGCUUGUGGACUUUGCUGCUGUGUGUCGUCUAGACUACGCCGCCAGUCUUGUUGCUGAGUCUGAGUCUGUCUGUCCUCCGUCCGUCGGAGGUGAGUGUGCUCUUAGCACGGACGUCCUUGAGGACAGGCAGGAGGACCUUGAUACAAGGAUACAAGGAAUAUGA
Messenger RNA from Closterium sp. Yama58-4, 1200 nucleotides. NCBI's taxonomy places the organism in Eukaryota, Viridiplantae, Streptophyta, Zygnematophyceae, Desmidiales, Closteriaceae. The record is from the annotation of a GenBank genome assembly.